AUGGCCACUACGCCGGCGAGAGCUCUCGAGACGCUCUUUACGCACAUCGAAGCUGCGAAUCCGAGACUUUGGGCACAAGUACCAGCAAAAGUGACGCAAGAAAAGUCGCAGCGAACAAGACGCAGGAAAAAAUUACCAACCGAGUCGUCGAGUCGAAAAGGCGAGACCUUUGCCAGCUUCGAUCACGUGGAACCAAUCGGUGCGUCUUUCGCAUUGAACCCCAAGCGACGAACGCGUAAAUCAGGACUGAAAAUCGCCAUCAAGCAGGGUCCGGACCUGGAAAAAGCACGUGGAUUUCGAGUUCGCGGUCUGGUAACAGUUGAAGAAUUGGAACAUGAGGACGAGAUCGAGGAACUGCAAAGCGAACUGCACGAAGCGUUUUCCCAGUUCGGACCGUUGCAACGUGUCGAUGUUGUGCGAGAAACAGCUGACGAACGGGUCUCAAGUAUCGGGGACGUUGUGGUGGCAUUUCUGGAUGACAAACAGGCGCUUGCAGCUUUUCGCUCGUACCAUGGGAACGUGUUUGGUGGAAACCUGGUGACGUGCAGUUGGGAACAGCAGAAGAAGAGCAGCGGUAUGGAGAUGUUUGAUAGUGAUUUGGUAUCGGGGAAUUCGAUGCUGAGAGAGCUGCAACAGGUUGACGAGGUGGUGGCGGUGGACGACGACGUGAUGAGGAGGAAAUUUCGUGAUCUUGGACAUGGAAAUGAGGUGCAGGUGGAAGAGACGAGCAAAGCUGUGACGGAGACUUGUGGCGGUGAUGAAGAUAGCGGUGAAGAGGUGCAGGUGGUUGAUGGAUCGAGCACUGGAUGUUUGCCAGCAAGUUCGACGCCUUUCGAGUGUGGUCAAUCCAGCGUAGCAGCUCUGGCUGUAGAAUCGCUUGAGCUGGUGGAGCUUGUUAGUCGCCUUUUGAAGCGGCUUGCUGAUCUUCAGGAGCGCGCGCAUACGCAGAAUCCACGGCACAGCAGACGGUCGCGACGGUUCGUGCUUGGAAUGCAUGAAGUACGACGAGGACUUCUUUGCAGCAAAAUCCGUUUACUUGUCAUGGCAGCAGACCAAGAUGAGUGUCAAGUGCUUGACGACAAACGUGCCGAGUUGGUGUCGAUAGCAGCACAACAGGGAGUGCCUACACUCGCGCCAAUGAACAGACGGAAGCUGGGCAGAGUUCUACAGAAGAGCGUGCGUGUGAGUUGCGUCGGAGUAUACUCUGUCGAAGGCGCGAACGAUCUCUUCCGGCAACUGCUGCAAAGAAUCUCGCCGUGA
Molecule: messenger RNA, 1260 nt
Organism: Peronospora matthiolae
Lineage: Eukaryota; Oomycota; Peronosporomycetes; Peronosporales; Peronosporaceae
Source: the annotation of a GenBank genome assembly